Pomacea canaliculata is the source of this 1848-nucleotide messenger RNA. RefSeq lists its product as uncharacterized. The record is from RefSeq and is a predicted model, not a curated record. NCBI's taxonomy places the organism in Eukaryota, Metazoa, Mollusca, Gastropoda, Architaenioglossa, Ampullariidae. Bases 809 to 1831 code for a protein of 340 amino acids. The transcript has 2 exons.
UGAGUUGCUCGCAGGGCCUUCACCACGGACCUUCAUACCUGGAUGAGUGACUCUCCUUCGCUGCCUCUUUGCCCUAUCAUUGAAGUUCGAGGCUUGACAAAGAAGCCCACUCAUUUCCGUUUCCUAUUUCAAAAUGGCCGAUCUCCCCAUCAUCGAACAGAUUCUAGAAGUGAGUAAUUACGCUUUUCUUUUAUCAGAAAACUUUCUGAAGAAGAUUGAUUGUAAAACUAAUAGUAGAGUUAUUUGUAACAUGUAUUCUGUUUGUUUAUAGAGAUGGACUGACCUUAUCGAGCGUGUUAUCAUAUAAAAUUCAUCGUUAGGACAUACUGUAUUGAUUUGUUUUACCACAGACAUUGACGUUUUGAAACAAGUGAACGGAAUGUUCUUUUCUGAAAAAAAAAUAUACUUUUAGACAUAAUUUAUACCACAGUUUAAUCAGAUUUCUUUAUUGAACGUGCGCUUAAUAAUAUAAUUUAUUAUUUUGUGCAGAAUGAAAUCGAACUCUGUUGUGCUGUUAAUAAGAAUGAGAUGGCAUCAUCUCAAAACAUACAGUUGAAAGAGGUGGGCAGCUAUAUUUGCUAACUUUUUCAGUCCUUUAGAGAUAUCACAAUAAGUGUGUUAUGUGUCCACUUGAUACGAGUGUUCAUUAUUAUAAAACAUUCUUAUUUUAAAAUUUUAAAGAAACCUAAGUUUGUUGAUUAUAGUAGUGUCAGUUUGUUUAUUUAAAAUAAAUGUAAUUGUUAUCUGAUCAAAGUAUAAUAAAUGUAAUUGUUUUUCUUAUUUUGCAGAAGCGUCUUAAUAUUUAAUAAUGUUGCAAAGCAAGACUAGUAUAUUAUCAUAUAUAGCAAUUAGCAUAUUAUCAGUACAAGCAAAACAAUAUAUUUUGAUAAUAAAUGAUUUUGGUGAUUUCUUUCUAAUCAUCAGAAGUAUUGAUCAAUUAAUAAUUGCAAUAUGUUUGCAGCUUGACUUGGAAAUAAUUGACAGUGUGUGCACGUCACUGUCACAGAACUGCGUGUUACACAGUGCAAGAGAUUUCUUCAAGCAAGCAUCAAGAUCACAGCUGCUUGACAAGAUGGGAUUUUUGAAUGCCUGCUUGGUGCACAAGACAAAACUUCCCCAUUCUGACAGAGAAAAGUCAUGGGGAAACUUCCAUAAGGCAAACAUUCAAAACAUGGGAGCAUUGAACAGCGUGACAGGAUCUCCAAUGAUAUCAUCGUGGUUAACUUUACGAUGCUUUGAAUGUUUACUUAACAAAAAUUACCUGGUAAUCGCCUCCUCAACAAAUAUAGACAACAUAAAUGAAGAGUUGUCAGAAGAUAUCCUGGACAUAGUAAACUACAUUGGAGGGAGUAUUAUUACUAAAAUGAAACAGAGGCUGCAACGGGGUAGGGAGAACUCUUCAAAGGAAGAACAGCUGUUGUGUCUGGCACAUCUAACUCAGGAAGAUGAUGGUGUGCACAGCCUUACUAGCACCUUAAAUAGAGGUGGUCUGGUAUUUUUAAAGCCUGCAACCAAAUAUUUUUUCCAUCUGCUGGAGAAAAAGACCCUUGAGGUCUUUACUUUAGAGUCUGUAGAAAGGUGCAGACUGGUUGAUUUUCAAACCAUGUGCAGCCAGGAUAGUGUAAUAGCGUCGGCAUUCAGCGGACUGACAUAUGAGGCAGAAAGUGCCGAGGACAAUAAGGAGGCUGUGUUUGAAGGGAUUGUCAGAUUAUAUUUUAAGGUGCGAGUUCACCAUGAAUGCAGACAAUAUAUGGAAAAACAAAAACUCAGUGCGGUCUUUGCCAAAAAAAGUCUGCGAAAAACCCUUAAAUCAAACAGCCAAACACAGUAAGUUUUAUUGUAUGAUGU